AUGCGCCCAACUUUUCAACUGAUUACACUGACUCCUGUUUUGCUGGAGUCUGCAAACUCAGAAGACAUUUUCGUUUUCUUGUUAUUCACCUUUUUAAAUUUUAUAGCUAUAUCUGCCUUGACGGGUGUAGAUGUUAACAUCUCCGAUUUUUGCCUUUUGUGUUUGCGACCUGUUUUAGGAGUAGCCAUAACUGAUGGUAAGGGUCUAAUUUGCAAUGGUGUAAGAUUCGCAGAUUUUGGAUGUGCUUUUUCUAAAUUAGCUGAUCCUUGCUCCGGUACAUCAUUGGACAAGGUGAAAGCAGGCACAGAUAAAACACCUCAGUCAUAGUUGUGCGUUGGUAGGGUGCCAAAGAUUCAGUUAUUGCAUCUAUAGGGACAGCAGAUGCAAUUUCG
Molecule: messenger RNA, 392 nt
Organism: Acanthoscelides obtectus
Lineage: Eukaryota; Metazoa; Arthropoda; Insecta; Coleoptera; Chrysomelidae
Source: the annotation of a GenBank genome assembly